UGCACGGCCCCUUGAACCUUCGAAGAGGAGUUCUUGAUCACCAACAAGUUUGGGCCGCACCAAAAAAAAAAAAAAAAAAAACAGAAAAAAAGGAGGAGGAAAAAUUCAAAAUUUUUGGUGUUCGCGGCAUUUUGUCUUCCAUUAAACCAGUGAUUUUUUCUUUUUCUUUGUAAAUUUCGUAAAUGACGGUCGGCUGGUAUCUACUGUGAGUGCUUGCAGAGUCGUGUUCAGGUGGUGGAAUUGAAGGCAUGGAGUCUGUGGUGGCAACGGUCAGUGGGUAUCAUGGAUCCGAGCGGUUCAACCUUAUCAAGCUCAUCUCUCAUGCCGGUGCCCACUAUGUCGGUACCCUGUCAAGGUCGACUACUCACUUGGUAUGCUGGAAAUUUGAAGGAAGGAAAUACCAACUCGCUAAGAAUUUGAAGACUAUAAUUGUAAAUCAUCGAUGGGUGGAGGAAUGCAUAAAGCAAGGGAAGCGUGUUCCCGAGCAUCCUUAUAUCUUGCAAUGUGGGCAAGAAGUUGGGCCUUUACUUUUGGAAGUUCCACAUGUCCCAAAGAUGGGUGUCUCGACUAAAAAUCCUAAGGUGCUGUCUGACAAAUCAAAUGCUUGUGAUGGCUCUGAAAAACGAAGUGGCUACAUGGGGCUUGGGUCUUCCAGUCAUUCUGUUUGGACUCAUUCUCGUUUGUUGAAUGAGAAUUUGAUUCCUGAUACCACAAAAGUCAGUAAAUCUUCUCGGAAGCUGAAAAGGAGGCUUGUUAAAAAGACUUCAAAGCAAGAGCUGCAGUCUAAUAGCAGAUGCUGUUUCGAUGAACCUCCUUUAUCUGGAUUCCCUAGGAUUGAGCAUGAAGAGUCAAGUUCUGAGUCUUCAAUGGAUUUGAUAAGAGAUAAAAGAAAGAUUUCCAAUGACAAUGGAAGGGUUAAACCUGAAACUUCUCGCAAAGGGAGGAGGCUUGUUAGAAAGAAUAGGGUUCAGAAUACUUUGCAGUUAGCAAACUCCGAUUCUGAUCAAGAUUGCUACCUAGUCAGAGUUCACAAUCCAUCUGAUAACGAUGUCAUGAUUUUGUCCAAUAAUUUAGAUGGAAUAAGAGAGGAAAAUAGAUUGGAAAGUGGACGAACAUCUGAUGAUGGCUCUUAUAACCAAAGGGCAGCUACAAAUGAAGGUUUGGAAGAUGCUGAAGAUGGAAAUCAUAAUGAUCUAUGUACUUCCGUAGAUCUAAAUGUACAGUCUGAUGAUGCAUUACAUGGCUUAGAAAAUACUUCACAGAAUGGAUGUUGCAAUGUUGAGAACUCAAAAGAUGAAAUAAGAAAAGGGGCUGAGAUUGAACAUGAAACCAAAUUUCCUUCAACAGAGUUAUCAUGUGUUAUAUGUUGGACAGAUUUCAGCCCAAUCAGAGGAGUUUUGCCAUGUGGACAUCGAUUCUGUUAUUCAUGCAUUCAGAACUGGGCUGAUACUAUGGCUUCGAAAAGAAAAGUAUCAACAUGUCCUUUAUGCAAAGCGAGAUUUGUGAGCAUUACAAAGUUUGAGGAUGCAGCCACACUUGAUCAGAAAAUAUACUCUCAGACCAUUCCAUGUGGUCCAUCAACAAUGGAUAUGUUCAUUCUUGGUGAUGAGGAAAUGCACAAUAUUAGUCCUCAGUCUUCAUCAGUCCCCGUUUGUACUGCAUGUCGUUUUCGAGAACCCGAAGAUCUCCUGAUAAGCUGUUAUCUCUGCCAAACUCAGUGUAUCCAUUCCUACUGUCUGGACCCUCCUUUGCUACCUUGGACAUGCAUUCAUUGUAAGGAUUUGCAAAUGCUCUUUCGCAAUCGAUGAUGCUGUUUCUCAAUUAUCUGAUCCAGGGCUUAUUUGAUGUCCGUGGCAAAAAAAAUGGGGCAUUUUUAUUUUACAGUAUUUUUUUUAUUUUUUAUUUUGGGUAAGAAUAAUAUCAAUUAAAUUUAGGUUGACAAUAUAUUUUAUUUGAUUUUGCUUUUACUUUUGUUUUUGUUUUAAAUAAAAUAAGAAUGUUUGCUUUCCUUA
Messenger RNA from Ziziphus jujuba (common jujube), 2012 nucleotides. RefSeq lists its product as uncharacterized. Gene Ontology annotation, molecular function: metal ion binding. The coding region runs from base 249 to 1808 and encodes 519 amino acids. The transcript has 7 exons. The record is from RefSeq and is a predicted model, not a curated record. Lineage: Eukaryota; Viridiplantae; Streptophyta; Magnoliopsida; Rosales; Rhamnaceae.